GCCGGACCAUUUUGCUCGUCGCGCCAUGAGCGCUGCAAAUACGGACUCGCGUCCGGGAAAACGCGCAAGGACAGAGGAGGUGUUGACAGACCCUGCCAUAGUGCGCUCUGAUGCGCUUUGGUUCGACGAUGGCAAUCUCGUGCUUCAGGCAGGGCGCACGCAGUUCCGCGUUCACAAGAGCAUCCUUGCCACGCGGUCUAUCUUCUUCAGCGAUAUGAAGAACCUUCCUCAACCUUUGGGCGCUGAAGAAGCUCUGGUGGACGGCUGUCCCGUCGUCGAGCUGUCGGACGACACGGAGGCCGUGCAAUACAUGUUAGAGUGCAUAUACGAUACAGAGAAGCUGACAAAAGCUCCCUCGUACAAGCAGAUCAUAUUUGCCUUGCGCAUGGGCCACAAAUAUCUGGUCCCCAGCCUUUUCGAAUCGGCAGCGGAGCGCGUGCGCCGCCAGUUGCCCUCUCAGUUUACGCCCUAUUCUGCCUUGGGCACAACGGACGCCUUCAAAUGGUUCGAUCACAGCGACAAUGCCUUCGAGCUGCUCACCGUCCUCCGAGAAGUGGGCCUAGAGAAGCCUGUACCGGCUCUCUGUCUUUUCUAUAUCAUGGAAUUUCCUGCUGAAGACAUUGCAUAUGGGUGGCCAAAUCCUGGGCAGACAGCCAACCCGGACGACGUACUCAGGAUGCUCCUCGCCCGCGACAAGAUUAUCACCACGCAGAUGUCGUACGCACUGCUGUGGUCUUGGGACUGGAAUCGCAGCGAUCGUUGCAAGAAGUCUGAUCAGUGCAAUGCGGUGCGCUCAGAGUUUCGUACGCAGGCUCUGAGGCGGCUCGAGGUUUUGGGUGACGGUUUGGACGAUAAUGUCCUCUGUUUCAAAGACUGGGAAUAUGUCAAGUUGGGGCUCUGCACGCACUGUACCACACAAGCGAAACGGAUGCACGAGGAAGGUCAACGCCGGUUCUGGACCGACAUGCCCUCAGUUCUCGGUUGCAAACCUUGGGAACAGCUACAGGAUUUCAAGAUUGAAGCCUAGUACAAUGAUAUCUCUGCGGGUACAUAUCAAUCAGCAUGUACACGUCCAAGCGCGAUGCCAUUCAUUUCGACGACAACAAGUAAAAUUAUGAGUAACAGACCGUGACAAGGUG
Molecule: messenger RNA, 1139 nt
Organism: Schizophyllum commune H4-8
Lineage: Eukaryota; Fungi; Basidiomycota; Agaricomycetes; Agaricales; Schizophyllaceae
Exons: 3
Coding region: 26-1027 (333 amino acids)
Molecular function (GO): protein binding
Source: RefSeq, a predicted model, not a curated record